This is a messenger RNA of Melopsittacus undulatus (budgerigar), 1881 nucleotides long. RefSeq names its product XK related 6 (gene XKR6). The transcript is spliced from 3 exons. NCBI's taxonomy places the organism in Eukaryota, Metazoa, Chordata, Aves, Psittaciformes, Psittaculidae. Gene Ontology annotation, cellular component: plasma membrane. Gene Ontology annotation, biological process: apoptotic process involved in development; phosphatidylserine exposure on apoptotic cell surface; engulfment of apoptotic cell. The record is from RefSeq and is a predicted model, not a curated record. The coding region runs from base 1 to 1881 and encodes 626 amino acids.
AUGGCGGCCAAGUCGGAUGGCGGCGGCGGCGGCGGCGUGGGCUUCGCCCAGCUGCACAACCUGGACGAGGCGGCGGCGGCGGCGGGCGUCUGCGGCGGCGUCGGGGCAGCGGCGGCCGAGGGCGCGGAGGAGCCGGGCGGCAGCAGCUCCUUGCACAUCUGCCACUGCUGCAACACGUCGUCGUGCUACUGGGGCUGCCGGAGCGCCUGCCUGCGGAGCCUCUUCGGGCGGGCGGCCGCCGCCGCCGCCGCCGAGCCGCUGGCCCCACGCCCCGCCGCCGAGGGGCCGCCGCGGGCGCCGGAGGUCGGCGAGGCGGCCGAGCGGCCGUGGCUGGACUGCCUGUGGAUCGUGCUGGCGCUGCUGGUGCUGCUGGGGGACGUGGGCACGGACCUGUGGCUGGCGCUGCACCACUACGGCCGGCGGGACUACGUCUGGUGCGGCCUGACGCUGGCCUUCGUGCUGCUGCCCUCGGUGCUGGUGCAGAUCCUCAGCUUCCGCUGGUUCGUGCAGGACUACACGGGCGGCGGGCUGGGCGCCGUGCAGGGCCUCAGCAGCCGCGGGCCGCCCAUGAUGGGGGCCGCCGGCCGCCGGGGGGGACCCGCCGGCGGGGUAGGAGGAGUCGGCGGCACCACCACCCCCGGGGCGCAGCGCCUCUGCAGGAUCUCCGUCUGGGUCUGGCAGUCCGUCAUCCACCUGCUGCAGAUGGGGCAGGUCUGGAGGUAUAUCCGAACUAUGUACCUGGGGAUCCAGAGCCAAAGGCGGAAGGAACACCAGCGGCGUUUCUACUGGGCUAUGAUGUACGAAUAUGCAGACGUAAAUAUGUUGCGCCUCCUGGAAACUUUCCUCGAGAGCGCCCCUCAACUGGUGCUACAGCUCUGCAUAAUGAUCCAAAAGAACCGUGCAGAAACAUUACCAUGUGUGUCCUCUGUGGCCUCCCUGAUGUCCCUGGCUUGGGUGCUAGCCUCCUAUCACAAGCUUCUUCGGGACUCUAGGGACGACAAGAAGAGUAUGAGCUACAGAGGGGCCCUCAUCCAUGUCUUCUGGCGCCUCUUCACCAUCUCAUCUCGAGUUAUUUCUUUUGCUCUCUUUGCUUCCAUUUUCCAGCUCUACUUUGGGAUCUUUGUAGUGGUCCAUUGGUGUGCCAUGGCUUUCUGGAUCAUCCAUGGUGGGACAGAUUUCUGCAUGUCUAAGUGGGAGGAGAUCCUCUUCAACAUGGUGGUAGGGAUUGUGUACAUUUUCUGCUGGUUUAAUGUCAAGGAAGGGCGGACUCGAUACAGAAUGUUUGCGUAUUACACGGUAGUCCUGACGGAGAACGCUGCCUUGACGCUCCUUUGGUAUUUUUACAGAGAUCCUGACACUACUGACUCAUAUGCCGUGCCAGCACUGUGUUGUGUCUUUCUUAGCUUUGCUGCUGGGAUAGCUUUGAUGCUGUUAUAUUAUGGUGUGCUGCAUCCCAUGGGGCCAAGAGCUAAGAUCUUUGCCAGCUCCUGUUGCGCCGAGCUGCUCUGGGGCAUUCCUUUGCCCCCCGAUGUUGAGCCCAUGGCACCCCAAACCCCUGGGUACCGGGGGGCCCAGGCUACGCCCACCAGAGCGGUCACGGAGCAACAGGAGGAACUCACGGCUGACACUUGCUUGCCCGUUUUCCAGGUGAGAGCAAUGGUACCAUCUACUCCAUCUGGGCGACCCUACCCCCCUGAGGGGCCUCUCAUUAAGAUUGACAUCCCAAGAAAAAGAUAUCCUGCAUGGGAUGCUCAUUUUGUAGACAGGAGGUUAAGAAGAACUAUCAACAUCCUCCAAUAUGUCACCCCCACAGCUGUAGGUAUUAGGUAUAGAGAUGGACCUCUCUUAUAUGAGUUGCUACAAUAUGAAUCUUCACUUUAA